This is a messenger RNA of Zasmidium cellare ATCC 36951, 2403 nucleotides long. RefSeq lists its product as uncharacterized. The transcript has 2 exons. Bases 1 to 2403 code for a protein of 800 amino acids. Lineage: Eukaryota; Fungi; Ascomycota; Dothideomycetes; Mycosphaerellales; Mycosphaerellaceae. The record is from RefSeq and is a predicted model, not a curated record.
AUGACUUCCGCCUUCACAUCCCUUGCCGCCCCGGCACUUGAAGACACCAUGGAGGUCUCUUCGUCACCCGCCGCAGGUGACAUGUUUGACGCCGAUAUCGAGAUUGACUACGAUGAUUAUCCUGGUGCCGCACACCUGACCGAUGACGAGCGCAUGCUCGAAGAUGGCGAUCCCACGCGCCCACCUACUGCGACCGAUGAAAUGAUGGACGAUGAAGACCAUACCACCACUUUGGUGGAAGAAGUAAUGCAAGAUGAUAUCCCAGUUGAUCAAACCGCUCAACCUGAGCCGAAUGAUGAGGAGCUCAUCGACUACGACGAUGAUAGCUACCUGGAUGUAGGCCAGCCCUUCUUUGACGAUACCACGUUGCAGAACACCGAGACAGGCUUCAGUGCCCCUACUGAGGCUGCGCCUGCACCAACCACGUCACACGAAGACGUCACCAAGCAGCAAGAGCUGCUCACAGAGCCACACGCGAACGUCAAGGAGCAAAAUGUGGCUCCCGGCGAGAAUGCCGAGCCCGCGGCGGUCGAGGUACCAGUAACAGAAGAGCAUUCCCACGAUACUGGCGCUGAGUCUAACGCGAAUGUCGAGCCCACUGCAUCAUCGACGGCUCCACAUGAGUCAGGAGAAGCACUUGCAGCUGUUGAUGACGCUGCCAUCGAUGGUAGCCACGAGCUGCUCUAUGAAGGCGAAGCUACCGCGGCUGAGCCAGAGAAAUCUGACGACACUACGACUUCGUUGAAAGCGCUCCCACAAUUACCUGGUACUCUUGAUACGACUGCGCGUGAAGUGCCGGACGGACCACCCACUCCCACUGACACGGGCCUGCAUCCCAUGACUGUCAACUACCGUGACUACUGCAUGCCCAUGUUCAAGUCGAGCAAGCAACCAGACGGACUCCUGAAGAACGAUAAUCUUGCGAGCAUUGGCCUUUCGAACCUCAUGCAAGACUGUAGGAACCGACUCAAAGUCAAAUUAGGUGAGGAAAUUUCAGAAGGCGAUGACAUUGUUCUCGUCUUCGACCGCUUGGGUCUCAUGCUCGUUGAGGGCAACUCAUCUACGUUCAAUACCAGUCUCAACGAGAUCAUCGACGUUUGGCAGCAACUGCAUUUCAACGAUGGCGUGCAAGAUGUUCCUCCCCUUACUGUAACCCUCACGUCGCAGCCGAAGUUCUCCACCUCCGUGGGCAGUCUGCAAAAGGCUGUCAACGAUGGGCAGGGCAUCUCCAACAUUCCUGAACCAUACAUCGCAGAGAAUGAAGAGUAUCAAGACGCCGAUACUGAGGCUGAGCCUACUGAUGAGUACACUGUCGAAGAAGAGCAAAACCUUGCUACUGGCGAAGAGCAUUACGAGGAGCACGAUGGUCACGCCCAUGAAUACACAGAGGAACAGGCACCGUACAGCGAAGGGGCUGGAUUUCAGGAAGGCUACGAGCUCGCAGAAGAAGCCCAUGAGGAGCACCAGGCCUACGAAGAUACAGAGGAAGGUAAUCAAUUCGAGAUCAACUACGAGGACUACAACGAGAACGAGGAAUACCCAGACCCGGAAGAAUUUGGCCAGCAUGAGGAGGCCGAACCUACUGCAGAGGCCGUCGAAGCUCCAAAGGACCAAGCCCAGAGUGAAGUCACCGAGGAGAAGCCUGCUGAGAUCGUCAAGCCGGAUUCUGCUGCAAGCUCAACGACCGUUCGCGGUGACACGGCGAACGAUGCGGCUGGUGAGUAUUAUGAAGAUCUGAUCGACUGGGAUGAUGACGAUGACCUGACGGGUUAUCCUUCAGAGCCGAAUGCGAAUACCGACGACGACGAUUUCUCCGCGCUCCUCACUGAGUACGACGCGGACGCCGGCGAAGCUGAAGCAGGAGAUGCUCAAAACGUGAGCAAAGAGUAUGAGCAUGCACCAGAGUCCACUUCGGAGCCUCAGCCUCCUGCAGGCGAUGGAAAGGAGCAAGCACCAGGUGCUGCGGACUCUGAGGACUUGCUCGGCCUGAACGAUGAGCAGCAGCCUCAAGGCGACGAAGCAGCCAAGGAAUUCAACAACGAGCCCCAGCAAGACAAUCCAGACGAUGGUCUCAUUGAGUACGAAGACGAGGCAUUCGAUGAGGCUGACCUUAUAGAUUACGACGACGAAGACGACGAGCAAUUCCAUACGGCUCUCGACUUGGCCGAUGGUGACAACACCGAGCAUGGACCAGGCCACUCCAAUGCUGCUGAACCGAACAAUCAGCCCCAGGACCGAGUUGUAGACGAGGACGGCAUUGGAUACGACGACGACGAUUUCGCCAUACCAGAGACCACGAAAGGAUCCACCAAUUCUGGCAAGCGGUCCUUCGAAGAGCAUGCUGAUGAGGAUGUGUUGACCUUCGACGACGAGCCAGAGCUGAAGAAGGCACGCUCGGACUAG